GUGUGUGUGUGUGUGUGUGUGUGGAGUCACUUACAUUGUUACAAAUUUGUGAAACUUUUUCAUUCCUGAAGUGAUCUCAGAUAAGAUUGACUUAUCUGGAUGCGGUUACAAGUGAAGUAAUGAAGUGAAAGGGGAUAAAACAAAAUGGCGGCAAGUUUGUUUCUGCAGUAAUGGCAUUUUGGAGCCUGAAUAUUUAUUUAAUUUUAAAUUCUAACUUGGAAAUCAUCUUUUUGUUUCUGCCAAUACGGACAGACUUAAGUGUGCACGAGUGUAACACAACGUUUUCACAAUGUCAGAAGACUAUCUGUGCUUGACAGAAAUCAAGCCUGUCAAUCAAGUAGAAAUAGAUGAAGUUAAGUCAAGAAGAGAAGAAACUGCAAACACACACUCAUGCAAGCGCACACUUGGCCAGAGGCACUUGACUUGAAAUUGCGUGGAAGCAGUGGACUUGUCACAGAGCGCGUUGAGAAGAAGACACAGUGGGCUGGUGUUGUUGUGACUGUGACGUCAAUAAAGGCUACAAUGAGAGACAACGUGCGCUUAAAAGCGGUGUGGAGGCUUGUGGUUUGCUGCACGGACCGAUCCACAAAAGCCAGAGGACACCACCAUGCUGCCUUUGAGCCUCACACCAUUCGCUCUUUUACUGCAAGUGGCCGUGGUUUAUGGGACCAAUUGGGGCUAUACCAGCCGAGAUGGAGAAAGCCACUGGAACCAACACUUUCCCUACUGUGCUGGGCCUUUGCAGUCUCCAAUUGCCUUCAAGACAGCGAAGCUGAUCUUUGAUGCAUCCUUACGCCCAAUUGUGCUUGAGAACUAUGAUCUGACGGGCGGACGUAAUCUGAAUCUGACAAACAGCGGACAUUCAUUCCAAGUAGUUCUUCCCUCAACGAUGACUAUCUCCGGCCUCCCUCAACGCUACACUGCAGCUCAGCUCCACAUUCACUGGGGCUCCAAAACCAGUCCUCUUGGUUCUGAGCACACGGUUGACAGUAAGCGGUAUGCAGCAGAGCUGCACAUUGUACACUACAAUUCAGAAAAAUACCCCAAUGUAUCCAUGGCUUUUGACAAAUCUGACGGUCUGGCUGUACUGGGGGUCUUCAUCGAGAUUGGGGCCUUCAGUCCAGGCUAUGACAACAUUUUUUCAUAUCUCACUCAAAUCCCCAAGAAAUCAAACAGCCACAACAUUCCGGCUUUUGACAUCAGAACGCUGAUGCCUCAGCGUCUGGAUGAGUAUUUCCGUUACGACGGUUCUCUGACGACACCGCCUUGCUAUCAAAGUGUGCAGUGGACAGUGUUCAAGAAUCCUAUCACUGUCUCUCAAGCUCAGUACGACACUUUGACGACAACCCUCUUCGCCUCCUCGGCAAACCAAGCCAUCGCCGUGCCGCUCAUCAACAACUUCAGGAAGCCACUCCCUAUUGAGAACCGCGUUGUCCUGAGUUCCUUCAAGCUAGGAGUGACGACCUAUAUGUCAACCACGUGCGUCCUCAAACGGAAGGCGAUCGUUCGGCAAUUAUUGGUUGGUGAUUUAGAGGAGGUCAUUGAAAGCGGGCUCCUAUCUGCAAGUGCCACCAAGUUGCUCUACCAGCAGUAUGCGCAAGCCGAAUUGAAGCAACCCAUCCAUGGAUUUACAUCGUCAGCCAGUGUGUCAUCCAAAUGGCUGUCCAUGUUGAAAGAGAUCUCUCAGCCGACAGUGGCCUUUGGCUCAUUGCUGCAGCAGAAGUCCCUGGAGAUCCAACAGUCCACCACCACCAAGAGCCUGGCUGUUACUUUGGCUGAUGCUGUUCUCCCAAAGCUCAACCUCAACAGCUACCUGGCCUGCAAGGCAGACCUCGCUCCCGCAACCAUCAAGUACAUCCUCAGUGGACGGCCCCUGGGGAACGAAUACGAGGAUUUCUUCCUGCUUGACCCGUACCUUGAUCGUUACACAAUGCAUCCUUGGCUUAGGCAAAUGGAGUGGGAGGACUAGAGAGAUUUCCUCACAUAGUCGAGUCGCUUUCUGUAGCACACGUCAGCGUCAUGUGUGUCUAGCGUAGUACAAGUAGAAUUUUAGCCGCGCUCCGCAUUCUUUGACCUGUCAUCUUCUGCUAAACUUUGUGAAUUCCAACUCAUGUUAUUCAAAUUAAAUUAUUCAUUUGAGUGUGUGUACACUAUCUAUUAUCAUAACUGUGAUUCAGUUCACACUUGCCUGCGUACCAACAUUAUUGACAGCCGCAUUGGCCUGUCAAUACGGCAAAGAUUGUUUCUAUCAAAUUUGUGUUUUGAAAUUAUGCAAAAUAAGGUAUGGACUUUGGAUCCCUGCCUGCCUAUUUUCUUUGAAAAGCUUUAAAUAAACUGUU
Hippocampus comes (tiger tail seahorse) is the source of this 2339-nucleotide messenger RNA. It is a transcript of the gene ca12, whose product is annotated as carbonic anhydrase XII. Gene Ontology annotation, cellular component: plasma membrane. The record is from RefSeq and is a predicted model, not a curated record. Gene Ontology annotation, molecular function: carbonate dehydratase activity; zinc ion binding. The transcript is spliced from 9 exons. NCBI's taxonomy places the organism in Eukaryota, Metazoa, Chordata, Actinopteri, Syngnathiformes, Syngnathidae. Bases 608 to 1969 code for a protein of 453 amino acids.